CAAUUUAAACAAAUAUUUUAGUGGCAAGUAAUGAAACAAAUCUCUGCCUUAUCGAUACACGUUACAUAGAAAGUAAAUACAUCUCUAGCGUGACAUAGAUUUUUUUCUAGCCUUGAAUAAAUUAUUUAUCGAAAUUUAGACAUUUUUAUAUAAUUUAUAAUAAAUUAAUUCUUUUAUUUACGAAAAUGUUGCUUAGUACUCAAUUUGAAUCGCGCGCCAAGUUCGACCAAUGAGUGAGCUUCCCUGACGCAAGCGCAGAGAAACAGUUUGUUCACAUUGCGAUCGCUGCUCAGUACCGUGCACGACGCGAAUCGGGUUGAACGUCGUUUGACGGGUCAGACGUACCCUCCGAUGCGGAAUCGGCGGUGCCGGUCGCCGGUGGAGGAACAAACCCCUCGUUUCCAAAAGUGAAUUUUUUUUACGUCCAAAAAUGAAGUUGUCAAAGGAACUCGCGGCCUCGGUCCCGCUUUACGUUUUUGUUAUUUUGUGCAUGUGCAAACCCAGCGAAGGAUUUUCGCGAUAUAGAAGAACGUCUAGUCGAAUCGGUAACGAUAGUGCCAAUUCUGGCAACUGCCAAGCUGUCAAGUCAUUUUUUGAUAGUCAGAACAUCACGAUCACGACGUCCGAUGAACCACUGGCGAACGCAGACAGGAUCUGUAAUGGACGUUGUUGCAAUCGUGAAGCAGAAGAGCAUCUUCAGGUUCAAGCCAGGGAAGACUUUCAUAGUUUGAUCCAUCACCAUAGUAGAACUCUGCAGGGCCUUCUGGCAACCACAGCCGAUGCUUUGAGAGAAACCGUAACGGCGCUAGCUCGUCAGUCGGAGAACAAAACGCUGAUACUCUUCGACCAGGUGUAUCGAUCAAUGGCCGUGAUGAGUAAGCCGUCAAUCGAGGCCCUCUAUCAUGCAAUGGUGGAAUAUGUCUCGCCCAGGAACACACCUGACAUUCUCCAGCAGCCUCUGUCCCGCGAUAUGCUGCAGGAGCGAUUUGCCGAGUUCUUCAUGCGACUCUUCCCGAUCGCCUACCAUCGGACCAUCAAUCCAAUUCAUCAGGAUUUCACCGACAGCUUCAAGGAUUGUCUCUAUAAAGCGAUGGACGAGAUCCAGCCGUUUGGCGACAUCCCUAAGCAAAUCUCACGCUCAGUGGGAAAGAGUCUUGAAGCCACCAGAGUAUUGGUUCAAGCUCUCACAAUUGGCAAAACUGUCCUCGAUAAAACGGACAGUGUGCUUUUCUCCGGAACUAGUCUUCAGCAAGAAAGUUGCUACAGAGCUUUACUUCGCAUGACACACUGUCCCAAGUGCAAGGGCAUUGCAUCCUCAGUCAAACCUUGCAAGGGUUUUUGCACCAAUGUUGUGAGGGGUUGCCUGACGGAACCGGCAUCGGAACUCGACCUUGCCUGGUCCGGCUACGUGGAAACCGUCGAAAGACUGGUUGUUGCUGUCGACGGUGUUAGCGAUACUCUCGGCUUGAACGCCGAAAGGGCGGUCAGACAGCUGGACACCCGCAUUUCGGACGCCAUUAUGCACGCGAUGGAGAACGGGCCCGCUCUCGAGGAAAAGGUUCGAAAGGUAUGCGGUCGACCAGAAUUGCGACCCAUGGAAGAUUUGAAAACGAGCGUCGCUACUUCCACAAAAACUGGAAGAUCAUCUUCAAUCUUGGAGCAGCACGUAAAUAUCGCAUCGAUUCAUCCUCAAUCGUUUUCACCUCACAGGACAUCCUGGUCCACUCAAUUGCACGCACAGCUUGGCAACUUUUUGGCUAGUGUCGUCAGGUCACGCUCCUUUUACGGCACCCUAGCAGACAACAUUUGCGAAGACUAUCCUGACGAAAGAUGUUGGAAUGGAGAACGAGUUGGAGAGUACGCAAAGACUGUGGUGGAUUCGAGCCUCACCGCCCAGAAAUACAAUCCUGAAUUCACGUUGACGACAACAUCAGGCAAUGGCAGUAAUGGCAAUACAAGUGUCCUCAUCGACCAAUUGAGGCACAUUAAUCAGGUGAUUCAGUCGCAAUUGUCUCUCGCACCUGAUAUUGGAAUGCCAUUGGCUGACGAAGCUUUCGACGGAUCAGGAUCAGGGUCCUUGUCGGGAAGGGAUCGGGACAUGGAUGAUGACUUGGGAGACGACGAGGAUGGUCACGAUGCUUCCGGAUCAGGAAUGUUUCCACCAACCACACUAGAUCCUACGAACGAGAUAAUCCGUCGCAAAGAGAAUGCAGGGUCCGGUUCGACGACCAUAUUGGUAUCCCUCGUCGCUCUGAGCUCCAUCUGCAUCUCCCUCGUGGCUUAAUUCUCGACAUUAGCUUGCGGGAGAGCAAAAAGAGAAGCAAAACGAAUCGCAAGAUUCGCAAUCAGAGAUCAGCGAACAACCGAGUGCGUGCGUGGUGUCGGUACGGCGAAAACUUUUUGAUACUGAGACGAUCUUUUCGGAAGGAAACGCGACUUUUCAGCGAUUCAUCGCACCUCGCUUUUAUUGAAAAAAAACUAUGUAUUUUGAUUCUGCGAUUUUAAUCCUCGGUGGCCAGCUUUAAAUCAAUUGCCAUUUCUAAUCAAUAAUCAACUUUUUAAAAGACUUUUCAAGAUAUUCUGACGCUUCUAAUAUAUUUUAGGCUUUUUUUUCUUUUUUUUUCUUCAAAUGAUGACGCAUUUGCGAUAGAAAAUUGUAAGGCUCGUGAUGUGUUUGCGAUUACAUUUUCUGAAUUCUCUGAAUUUGUGAGACACUUUUGGUUUUGGGUUGUGAAUUUUUAUAAGUUUUUAGCUUACUAUUCAGUAUUCGAAUCUCUCUUGAUAUUUUAAAUUUUGCGAAGGAGGCUUCAAAUUUGCAGAGUUUAGAAAACUGUUUCGCGUGUAACGAGAUCGUAGAUAAUUUUCGCCCUCUGUGCAAGAAUCUUUUCGUUUCCCAGCUGCCUAAUUACGCAAUCAAUCGGAUGCGCAGAUUCUAUAUUGCAUCACAAAACGCCUCCGAAAUACAGUAAUUGCGUCCUGCUGAAAAAUAAAGUAUAGGAAAUUGGCCAAUUUGAUAGAAAUCGUAUACUUUUCUAUUAGCAGAUUCUCAUUAAAUCUCUGAAAUCUUAUCUACGCACAAUUUAUUUCAAAUAUUAGCUUCUGAGAUUUCAGAAAUAUGCAUCAAGUUUCAUUCAGAGAUAAAUCUGAUAUUUUUCUAUCUAUAGUUUCUCAUUAAAAUUCUAUCAAAUCUUAUUGGUACAGGACUUGUAUUGAAUACUGUGUUUUAAAAUGUUUAAAGUUUGUAUCCAACUUUAUCCCUCGAGAAAUCUUAUACUUUUCGAUCCAAAUUUUCUUUGUAGAAAAGAAAAUUUUUAUUUACUUGUAAAAACCUGGAAAUGUCAGGGAUUUUUGUUAAGUCAGGGAAAUUGGCUUCAUAUUACUGUAUUUAACUAUUUUGUUGAAAAAUAGUUUGUUUUUUGGUUUGAAAUUAAUUUUUUUAACUGAAAAUUUAAC
Messenger RNA from Belonocnema kinseyi, 3453 nucleotides. RefSeq names its product division abnormally delayed protein (gene dally). Lineage: Eukaryota; Metazoa; Arthropoda; Insecta; Hymenoptera; Cynipidae. The transcript is spliced from 8 exons. Gene Ontology annotation, biological process: regulation of protein localization to membrane; positive regulation of canonical Wnt signaling pathway; cell migration. The coding region runs from base 431 to 2284 and encodes 617 amino acids. Gene Ontology annotation, cellular component: cell surface; plasma membrane; extracellular region. The record is from RefSeq and is a predicted model, not a curated record.